AUUCAAACAGCUGACACUCAAAGAUGGUAGGGGGCGUGUUGUUGUUUUGGUGCAUAGAAGAAGUUGUAGAAAGAAAAGGAUAUGGCUGGGUCCAGCAAGGGAAGUUGUUUAAUCAUCGUUAGUUCACAUUCAGAUGGUGUUCUUGCACAGUCUUUUAUACAUUCCUUUACACUGACUCACUCAGCCUUCAAUGUUCAGUUAGCAGCACCAGUGGCGAAAGCUAUUGAUUUCAUUAAACAAGAUGAUAACAGUAGAAAAUGGUUAAAUGAAUUUCGUACAAAGCCUUUUGCUACACCAGUCAGACUGGAAACUAUUGAAGCUAGUCGGUAUUCAGCCCUUCUUUUCCCCGACGCACCUGGAGCAUUACAUGAUUUGUCAUCCAACUCUGAACUUGCCAAUAUUAUCCAACAUUUUAUUCACGAACAAAAGCCUAUUUGUGCCAUUGGAUCAGGUGUAGCUGCACUGUGCUGUGUCAAAGAUAAGUACAAAUGGGGCUUCUCCAACUAUUCAAUGACAGGCCCAUCUGUGUAUGAACUUGCCCAGUCAUCAGGUUUUGGUGAAAUUCCAAUUAUUCUUGAAGACUUUAUCAAAGAUAAUGACGCUACUUUUAGUGCAACUUUGCCAAACUGUGUACAUAUUGUUGUUGAUCGCCAUCUGAUAACUGCACAAAAUGAUGUAUCCACGUUGACUGCUGUUCAAAACCUAAUCCUCUUGGUCAAUGCAAGACAAGGAAAAAAUUUAUCCCACUAGAUUGAAAAACCUACAUUAUGAAAACACAGACCAACAUAAUUGCAUUAAUAUUGAGCAAAGUGUACAAAAUUAUAUUCGCACAGUUUUUCAUGUAUAAGAUUUCAGAUGUAUAAAAUAUUGAUUCUUGCACAUCGAUAUAUUUCAUGGGAAAUAUAUCUCAAGGUAUCUGUCAUGUGAUUGGCUACUUCAGUGCAGUGUGUUCACAAAAGUUAAUAUGAUGGUCGUUGGCCGUCGUGAUUCCAUGAAGUACGCCACAAAGUGCGCGCAACGGAUCAAUUUUGACGACUAUCUGUUCAGAAAGCUACCGACAAUCUGCACACAGUGUCACGUUAUCUACCACUCACAGGGACCAGAGUUUGAUUUGUCGGCUGACGGUCGUACAGCCUGGCACGCCGCAGAGAGUGAUCAACUUAACAUGCAACAAUCACAUAGACUCAUAAGAUUGAGAGUGAGAGUGUGAUUUCAUGAGAAAAAGUAAAAUUAUUACCUUUAGAGUGAGUGUUACUUGUUAAAGUGUCACUUUGAGAAGAGUGGUAUAGUAAAGUAAUACUUGAAGAGCGAGAGUUAGAUAAGUGAAAGUUUCACUGCAAUAUUAAGCAAGAAUUUUACUUAAAAAGUAAAGUUUUAUUACAUAAGUGAGAUAAAGGUGACAAAUAUACAGUAGGUAGUGGAGUGAGAAGGGUAAAUCAAGAGCGAGGUAAAGUGUCACACUUCAAGAGUAAUAGUUUCACUUCAAGAGUGUUGGAUGCUUUUUAUUUGCAUUACAAUAACUUGGACGAAAAUAAUUUCAACCUGUUUUAUUUAGACAACACUACAGUAAUCAGAAUGUAAAACUUUAUAUAAAUUGUAUGGAGCGUGCUAAUAUGCUAAUGAAUAUGUUAUAAUAACAUAUUAAAUAAUAUAAUACAGUAAUAUAUAUUAAAUAUAUUAUUUUAUAUGUAAGUAAACCAGUAGGCCUACUGUAUGACAGAAUUUGGAUCUUGUUUAGUGUAAUCUUGGAGAAGCUUUUACCUUGUAGAAGGCCAUGAGUGAGGCCAUCGGUGGUGGUGAUGAUAAUGAUUUCUCAUGAAUUGUUGUUACAGUAUUAUUCGUGACCUCUAAUGUAAUUGUUACAUUAGAGCUGGUUAUUUUUACAUUUUCACUUUCAUUUAUAGGCUUUGUAUCAUAUGAACAUUGUUUUUGAAAUACAGAGAGUAAUAUAAAACAAAAUACUAAGGUUUAAAGCCAAUUGGAUAUCCCUAGGAUACCAAACAUUAGGCCGACCAGCCCUCCUUAAACUAACGUUAGAAUACCGCACUUUCGGCGGUAAAGAACAAUUAAAACCUCAUAAAAAAGGCAACUAAUCCGUUUACCUAUAAUUGAAUCUAAGGACACCAGUGUUAAACUCUCAGUACUUAUCCUUGAUAAUGUGUUAAUCCAAUUAAUAUAGUGAGAUAAUGUAACAUUAGUUUAUCGUGGGCGGGUUGAGCUAAUUAAAACCGACAGCGUAAACGUACGUAAAUGUGUGUGUUUGUGGGGCAACACGUUUGUUGUUGGAAAAGCGCAUAUUUCUGCCCUAUUCUGAUUGGUCAGUUGUUAGUUUGUCUCUGUGAAAAGGUCUAUUAUGAUCUAAUAAAGCUUUAUUAUGGUCUAAUAAAGGUCUAUAAUGGUGAGGAUCUAAACUAAGGUAAAAAUAUAUUGACUAAAAUAUGUGUAAACAAUGCAAUAUGAAAUUUAAUAAUAAUAAUGGGCUACCUAUUAUUAAUGCAUCAUCUUUUAAGAAGAGUAGAUAAAAGGUACUGGUAAAGUGUACAUUUCAGUGGCGUAUAAAGCAAUGGUUCAAAGACACAGAAUUUGUGACAUUUUAAAAGCAUAUUUUUACACGUUCUUUUCAUUAAGGGGCCUUGCAUGGCCGAUUUUGUGCUUAUUUUUAAUUGAGUUUCUCUACCAAUUAUCAUCCCUAGUCUCCUGGCUUUACCAAUUGAUAAAAGAACUCAACAUUAAAUAAAACAUUCCCUUUUGUACUUAAGGUUACUUAGAUUCUAUACGAAGUAUAAUUAUUAAAAAUUAUAAAAUACACUCGGA
Anneissia japonica is the source of this 2814-nucleotide messenger RNA. Its product is annotated as glutamine amidotransferase-like class 1 domain-containing protein 1. The transcript has 8 exons. The coding region runs from base 82 to 750 and encodes 222 amino acids. Lineage: Eukaryota; Metazoa; Echinodermata; Crinoidea; Comatulida; Comatulidae. The record is from RefSeq and is a predicted model, not a curated record.